Molecule: messenger RNA, 1902 nt
Organism: Ramularia collo-cygni
Lineage: Eukaryota; Fungi; Ascomycota; Dothideomycetes; Mycosphaerellales; Mycosphaerellaceae
Product: related to fungal specific transcription factor
Exons: 3
Coding region: 1-1902 (633 amino acids)
Biological process (GO): DNA-templated transcription
Molecular function (GO): zinc ion binding; DNA binding
Source: RefSeq, a predicted model, not a curated record
AUGGAGCCCGCGAAAGUAGAGCCGGAGGACUCGCCAGCCAGCACUCGCGAGAUUGGAUCUUUGACCCAACCUACACCACAUGAAAGUCGUUUCAUAGGCUCGAGUAGUGGUGUUUACUUCGUCAACACCGUAAAGCAGGCCUUUGCUGUCUCCGGAUACCAUCAUCUCCCGGCUGCAGAAGAUACCGUAGGUGGAGACGACGACUUUUCAUCAUCCCAACGGAAUUCACCCGAGCGCGGCCAAGAAUUUGUAUUGAGUAUUGGCCAGCAGAGCGAUGUCGAGAUUCAAAACGCCUUUGGCCUGGGAUCCCUUCCAACCUACGAAGUAGCACAGUCUCUUGCCGUCGAGUACUUUCGACAAUGGCAUCCAAUCAUGCCGUUCUUAUCUGGCCCGGACUUUCUCCAAGAUCUCGAAACUCUAUACAAAGACUCCCAAAUACUUGGCAGCUCGGGCAGGCUUCUUGUGGAUCGGAAACGAGCUUCUCAACUUUUGAUCUUGCAAUGUGUUUUGAGUAUGGGUGCCUCCUCUUCGGACAUGCGCAAUUCUCAUGCUAGAUCCCUCUCCAGAUCGAGCCUUCUUUCUCUAGUUGCAACCCUAGCUUGUAGGAAUGAUAUACUAGCGAYGCAAACCGCGCUUGCUGCGCAGCUGUAUUGUGUCUCCACCAUGGCCCUUCGCACAGCGUCGACAAUCGGCGGCAUCCUAGCAAAGCUUUUGUAUCACGCUGGUCUCCACCGCUGCCCAUAUCGAUACCCUCAAUUGUCGGACGAGGAUCGGGAGCUUCGGAAGAGAAUAUUCUGGAGUGCUUAUGUGUUGGAUCGAUACCUUUCCCAGAGUCUGGGGAUACCGGUAUCGCUGCCGGAUCCUGAAAUCGACGUCUGCGUAGCUGGCAGGACGGAGAUGCACGAGCCCGCUCGACGGGACGCGCAUGGUAUGCCAAGACCCGGCGGGUCAGAAAUGGUUGAAACACCCGGUAGUGAGCCACAGUGUCACAUCGAUGACCAACAAACACCCAGCUCUCAUACUGCCAGUCCCAGUGUUGCCGAGAACUCAAGCCGGCUGAUCGUACUUGCAAACCUCGUCGAGCACGGCCGGCUAGUAGGACGUUCGCUCGACAUCUUCCACGUUUCAAUCCACUCACGACAUCACGAUCCGCGCCGAAUCCUUUUCCUCCGUUCAGACGUAGACAAGUGGUUCAAUGGCCUGCCGGAGGAGCCCACACCGGAUCAAGCAGGAGAUUCACAGGUCUCCCGCUUCCUACCAUUCCUGCAUGUACUUUACGAACAACUCAUCAUCUCAAUUAAUCGGCCAUCCCUUUCCCUCUCAAGAUCAGCGCCUGAGUUUCACCACGGACUACAAGUCACUAUUCGGGCCGCAAAGCGAACUAUCAUUGCAUUGGAAAGACAGCAACAUCUGUUUUGGCCUGGAUAUCUCGCCUCUGUGUGGAUGUCAGGUCUCAUAAUCUCCUUUGCCUGUCAAGUUGGGCUUUACUCUAUUGAUCAGGGCUCUCAAGAGAUCGUUCGCUGCCUGGAACUGCUCUGUAGACUAGGCGAGCGCUGGAGUAGUGCGCAACGCUGCCACGCCGCGCUAUCUAAUCUUCUAUCCGACUUACAAAGGACGAGGCGAAGGCCAAGAGGCGAUAGCAAUGUGGAUGACAACUCUAUGGCUCACGGCUCAAAACGUAGACGUUUCGGUGAUCCGGAUGGCUCGUCCCCGUUGGCCCACGYCCCGAAUCCUGGACCUAUAGCACCAUCAUCGGAACCGAGUGCGUCUGCAGUAUUUGCAGGUCCCGAGAUGCAAUCUUCACACAUGACCACAAACUUCGAGUGGGACGUAGACGACUUCUUCAAAGACCUUUCAUGGGAGAAUCUCUUCGAUGUUGGUGGCAUGCAGUUCGCGGGGUGA